AUGCAGAGGCAGCUUUUGGCGCUUUUCUCGCUCGGGAUCGCUUGCGUCUGCAUCGGAGUGGCACGUGCAGGCAGCGUCCCGUGCAUCGAGCCGCACUUCAAGUGCAAGAACGACAGGUGCAUAUCGAAAUCGUUCGUCUGCGACGGGGAAGACGAUUGCGGCGACAAAUCGGACGAGCUUCACUGCAAGCCCAGACCCAAGCCGUGCAAAUCAAGCGAGUGGCAGUGCGGAGAUAAGGCCCAUUGCAUCGAUCUCGAUGAUUUUUGCGACGGCAAAAAGGACUGCCUCGACGCGAGCGACGAGUACGACGGCUGCUACGUCAACAAAACCUGCAAAGAGUUCAAAUGCAGCAGCGGCCAGUGUAUCAGCCGAAAGUGGAUCUGCGACGGUAUGAAGGAUUGCGCGGACGGCAGCGACGAGCUCGAUUGCGAUAGUUUACCGAUUCUACCGGAGAAUUGCAACAACACGAUCGGCAAGUACCUGUGCGACAACAAGCGCUGCAUAUCGUUGGCCAGCGUUUGCGACGGUGUAAACAACUGCGGCGACAACUCGGACGAAGGUCCGGCCCAGUGCGCGAGAGCUAAAGCUUACUGCUCCCACCCGACCGUGGGGUUUUGCUCGCACGUUUGCUCGCCCACGCCCAGGGGCUCGCAGUGCUCCUGCCGCCCGGGUUUCGUCCUUAACAAGAAAAACGUUUGCGAGGUUGUUGCAACAACGUAUACAUUAUAUGCCCGCUCUCGCUGUUUGGGAAGGGAGGAAAAAAAAAUUAAAAACCCGACGUCAUCGUCUCUCGCUGCUCCGGAGCGCGUACAUCAUAAUCUUUGA
Molecule: messenger RNA, 825 nt
Organism: Copidosoma floridanum
Lineage: Eukaryota; Metazoa; Arthropoda; Insecta; Hymenoptera; Encyrtidae
Gene: yl
Product: Putative vitellogenin receptor yl
Biological process (GO): receptor-mediated endocytosis
Cellular component (GO): signaling receptor complex; plasma membrane; apical plasma membrane
Molecular function (GO): hormone binding; protein binding; calcium ion binding
Source: RefSeq, a predicted model, not a curated record